Drosophila navojoa is the source of this 960-nucleotide messenger RNA. RefSeq lists its product as uncharacterized. Lineage: Eukaryota; Metazoa; Arthropoda; Insecta; Diptera; Drosophilidae. The record is from RefSeq and is a predicted model, not a curated record.
GUCGCUUCGAGCGCUUUUUGCAGAGACGGCGUCAGUUAACAUAAAUGCGCUGAAUUUCACAAGAAUGCGACGGGGCGUUCACAGUUGAUUUUCGAUAGCAUCGUUAUCUCCACUCAACUCAACUUGUUUCGACUUGCUCGUACAGCGCGUGCCAGGCAGCAAAGAAACUUUGAAUUGUUUGCUGAUAAGGACUGUGAAAAAAGCUAGCAAGAGAGACGGAGAGAGAGAGAAUUGUGCACAUGUUGCCGUUGUCUGUUUGCUUACGCAAGUCGUUGCGCAUACGCAGCGUGUGACCGUGUUUACCGUUACCGCAGGCUGAGCCACCCAAAGCCACCCAUCCACAAAAGAAACUUCCAGCCAGCAGAGCUUGCGUCAAUGUCAUAAAACUUUCUCACUCGAAUCACUCCCGUUGGAACGAUGACACCAAAGUGGAAAACUUCCAUAAUACUUUUGUAUUUGCUUCUAAUCGAAAAUGUUUACAUGAAGGCCACUGUGAAGUUUACAAAUGUUAAAUGUGGAUCCCUAGACCCAAGCUUGUCCGCCAUCGAUCAGUGUCGCCUUCGUGCGAUCAGCCGCAACAAAACCCUCCUAAAUAUUGCGGUUAAUUUGCUGAAGACAGCCAAAAAACUAGACCUCCAUUGGCAAACGAAGGUAUGGGGAAAUGGCUACAAGCCCUGGUUAGGCGAAUAUAAUAUCGAUUUCUGUGCCUACUUACGCAAACCCAAUCAUCCCGUGGUGAAAAUAUUGUAUGACGCCAUCAAGCCCUUCACAAACAUAAACCAUUCGUGUCCCCUUUCGGGCAUGCUAAUUGUCAAGGACAUGUUCUGGGACAUUUCCAACUAUAAAUUGCCUAUGCCCAGUGGAGACUAUUUAGUGGUUCUGACUUGGAAACAAAACAAUAUCCCCAGCAUAUACACGAAUGUAUAUUUCACUUUUAAACAAGAUCUUAUCUACGAUUGA